Messenger RNA from Raphanus sativus (radish), 578 nucleotides. RefSeq names its product protein TRIGALACTOSYLDIACYLGLYCEROL 5, chloroplastic. The transcript has 5 exons. The record is from RefSeq and is a predicted model, not a curated record. The coding region runs from base 187 to 447 and encodes 86 amino acids. Lineage: Eukaryota; Viridiplantae; Streptophyta; Magnoliopsida; Brassicales; Brassicaceae.
ACAAAAUUCAAGGAAAAUUAGGCCGGUUUUGAUAAUAGGGCGGAUGAUAACCGGUUAGUAAGAAGUAGGCCGGUUCGCACUUCACAGAUUAACCGGUAUCGCUGAUCGACUCGGUUUCGCCUCUUCUUCCGUCUGAUUUAUAGUUGCGGGGAGGUAGAGGAAGAGCAAUCAGAAGAAUAGAAGAAAAUGGUGCUUUCUGACUUCACUGGAGUCGGUGUUGGAUUCGGGUUCGGCGUCGGCUGUGGAUUUGGCGUUGGGUGGGGUUUUGGAGGAGUGCCUGUGAAUGUUUUAGGCGUUGGUGUAGGUGGAGGUUGCGGAGUGGGAUUGGGACUCGGGUGGGGUUUUGGGACUGCCUUUGGUAGUCACUACCGAUCAUCUAGGCUUACUUUUCAAGGCGUCGAGCUAGAGAAGGAGGGUAAAGUGGAAAACAUGUCCAAAAACGCUUAGCAGCCUGUUGACUUUCCAUCCCAAAUCACCGAGUAAAAACAAACUCUGCUCGGAUUUAUUGUAUAAGAAGAAAACAAUGUUUGACGUUUUUCUUAUUUCUCAAUAAGAAUCAUAUUUCAAAUAAUCAAAAA